This is a messenger RNA of Schistosoma mattheei, 624 nucleotides long. NCBI's taxonomy places the organism in Eukaryota, Metazoa, Platyhelminthes, Trematoda, Strigeidida, Schistosomatidae. The record is from the annotation of a GenBank genome assembly.
AUGAUCAGCACACUGGUUGGCAAAUCAGCAAAUUACCCGAAUCAUCAAAAUGGCCAACUCACAUUAAUAGCAUAUAAAGAUGCUAUUCAAACCUUAAAAAACAAUUUAAUCUGUGAUAGUAACAGUGGUGAUGAAUGGUUUAUUGAUGAAUUUGUUGGAUAUCCGGACGAAUUGGAAAUGGUCUACAGAAAGCCAAUACUACUUGGCAAAUCAAACACCAGCUCUUUAUUAACAAGUGAAUCUUUAUUGUCGGGUGAAAUUUUAGCAGAGUAUCGUGUAGUUUUCAGCCAUAGUUAUCAAGUGCCUGUUCUUUUAAUGCGUUUCCAGACAAAAAGUGGCCGUUCAUUACAUCAUGACAAACUAUGGAGUGAAAAUUUCCGUUCAUCUGUGUUUCCUCUUUCUGAAGUACCACUACCCCUACAUGCCCUUAGUGAAAUCGAACAUCCACACCUCGGAAUUCCGUUUUAUGAGUUCCAUCCUUGUAAAACUGCUGAUCUCAUGAAGGAAGUAUUUUAUUCGCAGCCUACUCAACUUAAUGAUCCGGUGAAAUACAUGAUUAUGUGGUUAAGUUUAAUCGCUUCUCCAUUUGGACUUCAUCUUCCACAAAAAUCGUUACUAACGUAA